This is a messenger RNA of Drosophila subpulchrella, 690 nucleotides long. RefSeq lists its product as uncharacterized. The transcript has 2 exons. The record is from RefSeq and is a predicted model, not a curated record. Lineage: Eukaryota; Metazoa; Arthropoda; Insecta; Diptera; Drosophilidae. Bases 171 to 524 code for a protein of 117 amino acids.
UGGCAACGAGAGCAUCUGCAUCUGCAACGGAAUCCGCAGCUGUUGCUGGUGGCCAAAUGGCUAGGUGGCAAGUGAAUAAAAGCCACCUCCACUCCAUUGAGUGGCAUCAGUUGCAAGCAGCGAGCCACCGAGACUAAUCAGCAAGGAUAAGGACAAGCCACCCCCACAACAUGAUGAAACUGGUACUCUCGUUACUCUCCAUCUGCGCCUUGGCGGCAGCUCGUCCUGGUUACCUACACGGCCACCACCACCACUAUCCGGAGAUUCCGUACUAUCCGCACCACCACCAUGUGGAGCCACUGCACUACCACCUGCCCGCCGUUUCCCAUCAGAGCUCCACGGUGGUGCACAGUGUGCCGCACCACAUCAUCAAGCCGGUGCUGCUACCCACCGUGGUGAAGACCGUGGUCCAUCCCCCCAUCAUUAAGGCCUACCAUCCUGCGCCAAUCCUCAAGGCCUACCACCCAUACGAUCCCUUCCAUCUGCACCACCAUCACGACUUCCACGAUUACCACCUGCAUUAAACGACGGUUGACGACGCUGAUGACUGAGGAUCGAUAACGAUAACUAAAUGCCGAUAACGACGACGGGAAGGAUGCAACCUUUGUAUGCUGUGUAUGUUUGCGUGUCUCGAUUGUUCAUGUGUAAAGUCCAAAAGGAAGUUUCGCUGUAAGCUGCUGACUAUGCUAU